AUGUCUAAACGAAUCCAAUCCUUCUUUCAACCGGUUUCCAAGAAACCAAAGAUUGAAAAGGUUGAGCGCGAAGAACUCACCUGCAGCAAGCAUGCUACGUAUCCGUUCCCCAUCGCCGACCUGCCGUCGCACAUCUCCAAUCCCUUGAACGACCACCGGCCCCAACCAACGCAGUCUAUCACCGACCAACCCGACCUCAAUCUCCUCUACUUCCAACCGCUGCUGCCAUCGUCCAUAGCACGCGAUCUCUUUCAAUUCCUCCGCGCCGAACUACCCUUUUAUCGCGUGCAAUACACGAUCCGUCGCGGCGGGAUCGAGACGCAAAUCAACACGCCGCGAUUCACCACCGUUUUUGGCGUCGACGAGACCUCGCGAUUCCGCCUCCCUUCGAAUUCCCUUCAAUCCACCUCGUCGCCAGCAACACAACUUACCCACGAACUCGAGGACACGCAAAAGCAAACCCCCAUCCCGAAAACCAAAUACGCGCGCCGCCCGCGCCCCAUCCCACCGUGCCUAGACGCACUCCGCCGCGUCGUCGAAUCCGUCUCCGACGGCGCCACCUACAACUUCUGCCUCGUGAACUACUACGCGAGCGGAAACGACAGCAUCACCUACCACUCGGACGACGAGCGGUUUCUGGGCGCCGAGCCGACGAUCGCGUCGCUAUCUCUCGGCGCGAAACGGGACUUUCUGAUGAAGCACAAACCCCCGUCGACGCCGGCGAAGAGUGCAGGGCGCGACUCCCGACCGUUGAAAUUCCCGCUGGCGUCGGGCGAUAUGAUCAUCAUGAGGGGACCGACGCAGGCGAAUUGGCUGCACAGCAUUCCCAAACGGAAGGCAGAGGUGGGAGGGGUCGGGCAGGGGCGGAUUAAUAUCACGUUUCGGAAGGCGAUUGUGCCUGGGGGGACGGAUAAUUAUUAUCGCUAUAAUGUCGGGGACGGGGGCGUUUAUCGGUGGAACGAGGAGAAGGGGGAGAUGGCGUUGAUGGACGGGGAGAGGAAACACGAAGCAGAGAGUAAAGAAGGACAAUGA
This is a messenger RNA of Aspergillus melleus, 1032 nucleotides long. RefSeq names its product alpha-ketoglutarate-dependent dioxygenase AlkB family protein. NCBI's taxonomy places the organism in Eukaryota, Fungi, Ascomycota, Eurotiomycetes, Eurotiales, Aspergillaceae. Gene Ontology annotation, biological process: DNA repair. The record is from RefSeq and is a predicted model, not a curated record. The transcript has a single exon. Bases 1 to 1032 code for a protein of 343 amino acids.